AUGCGCAGAUACAGACCUGGAGGAGGCCCGGUGAGGGCUCAUGGCGGCGUGCCAGUGCCCGAUCCCUUUGCCAUGGUGCGCGCAUACGAUAGCGACUCGAAUCCCGCCAGGCCCAUACGACCCUCCCCGCUGGCCGCCUCGACUAUUCAGGGUCUACCGCUAGAUCUGCUCGACCGCCUGCGCUCUUUCCCGCUGUUCCAGGCAGCCCCCGACUCCUUCCUCACCCAGGUCGGCUUGCAUCUCAAGCCGCAGCUAUACCAGCCCCAUGACACAAUUCUUACAGAGGGCGAGACGGGCAAGGCCAUGUACUGGCUGGUCCGCGGUGCUGUGCGCGUGACAUCGCGGGACCAAGAGAGCACAUACGCAGAGCUAAAGCCCGGUGCUUUCUUUGGCGAAAUUGGCAUUCUCAUGGACAUUCCCCGCACCGCCACCAUCAUAGCCAACAUGCGCUCGCUCGUGGUACGCCUGAACAAGGAGGACCUCAUGAAGGAGCUACCGGCAUUCCCAGAAGUGGAAGUCGCCAUCAUGCACGAAGCGCAGGAGCGACUGGCCAUUUUGCAGCGCAAGAAAUCCGAAUUGGGAGGCAAGCGCCCCGCCAUACCCAUGCGCCAGAUCACGGGCAAGCGUGACCGUGACGAUGGCGAUGUAGUCAUGGCAGAGAGCGGUACUCUGCGCGAAGGCGAGGUCAAUGCCUUCAAGAAGAGGAAAUCUCCUAGCCCGGGUCUCGCUGAAGCCAUAGCCAAUAGUGCCUUUGGAAGCGGCAACAUACACGUGAGACCGCUGCUUAAGGAACUGCCUCUCUUCUCCGAGCUGCCCGACGACAUCCUCCACUUCAUUGGCAUGCGCGCGCAACCCUGUUCGUUUGACCCUUUCACCGACAUAAUCAAACAGGGCACACAGGGACGUGAUGUUUUCUUCAUCGUGAAAGGCGAAGUCGAGGUCAUCAACAUGAACGUACCUGAGCAGAACGGCUACACUUCACCGAACCAGGGACGCCGGAAAUCCAUCGCAGCGGGCGAGCAACAUUUCCAGGAAGUAAAGGCCCGAUUGAAGCCUGGGCAGUACUUUGGCGAAGUCGUCAGUCUCUCGCUUGCGCCACGCCGCACGGCUACGGUCCGCUCCGUGUCGGCCGUUGAGUGUUUGAUGAUUAGUGGCGACACUUUGAACCAGCUCUGGGAGAAAUGUACUCCUGACGUACGUCGGCAGGUUGAAUCCGUCGCAAAAGAGCGGCUACAGACCGCCAAGGACGAUGAUGUACACAUGCUCGACGCGAAUAGUACACCCAAUAUCCACGACCUAGCCAUAGCAGACCAUGUAAUACCCCGUACACCACGACGCAAGAAGAGUGUGCCCACGGUCACCUUCAAUGACACCAUCGGUAUUGAUAACCCGGUGACACCCACCCGGAGAGACGAGAAGAUGAUGGAACCAUUCGACCCAGACCCAUUUCUUAACGUCGACCUUGACAAUGUCAGAUCAAGAUCUAGAAGAGGAUCGCUCGCCCCACCUCCACCAGGGUCGAUACCCGACUCGCCAUCUAGUCCAGCUAAGACCGACUUCCCAAAAUCACCAUCGCCUGGUGGAUCACCCCUUUCCCCGUCACCAUCAUUCACAAUAGCGAAGCAUGCAUCCACUCCACCAGAAAUGCCCUUUGACUUCAAGCGCCCACGACUCGUCAACAGGCCAAGCAGAUACGGAAGAGGCAGAUUACCAGAUCCAGUGCUUACAAAAGUUCUUGCAAACCUAGACAUACACCAGCUUAUGAAGUUGCGCGCAAUAUCUUCGCAUUGGAACAAGCUGAUAUCGGAGUCGCCGCACAUUCUCCAUGACCUUGACCUUACCAAGUACAACCGCAAAGUUACGGACCGAUCGCUAGUAGACAUAAUAUGUCCGUUUGUAGGCAGCCGACCAAGAUAUGUCAACAUCAGCAACUGCUUCCAUGUUACCGAUGAGGGCUUCGCCGAGCUAGCAAAGACAUGCGGACCUAGCGUUAGGAUUUGGCGCAUGAAGAGUGUAUGGGACAUCACUGGACCAGCUGUACUGGAGAUGGUGCAGAAAGCCAAAGGUCUCGAAGAGGUCGAUCUCAGCAAUUGCAGGAAAGUAGGUGACAACCUACUUGCUCGAGUGAUUGGAUGGGUGGUCCCUGAGAUGCCACCCCAGAUGGCAAUGGCACAUGCGCAACAUCAAGCUCAAAUAAACGGUCGUCGGCAAGGAAAAGGUGGCAACCAGCCUGCGUCGCAACCAUUACCGCCUGGUACCGUCGUCGGAUGCCCAAAGUUGCGACGUUUAACAUUGAGCUACUGCAAGCAUAUCACUGAUCGAAGCAUGGCGCACAUCGCCGUCCACGCUGCAAACCGCAUCGAAAGCAUCGACUUAACAAGAUGCACAACCAUCACCGAUGUCGGCUUCCAACACUGGAGUGUAUACCCGUUCCCGCGGCUCACUAAGCUCGUUCUUGCAGAUUGCACAUAUCUUACUGACAACGCGAUUGUGUAUCUUACGAACGCAGCGAAGGGACUAAAGGAACUGGAUCUCUCAUUCUGUUGCGCCCUUUCCGACACUGCAACCGAAGUCCUCGCUCUGGGUCUCCCCUCGCUAACCCACCUCAACCUCGCCUUCUGCGGCUCCGCCGUCUCAGAUACCUCCCUCCGUUGCAUCUCAUUGCACCUCCUCGAACUGCGAAACCUUUCCGUUCGAGGCUGUGUCCGCGUAACGGGUACAGGUGUGGAAGCUGUUGUAGAGGGAUGUCGCGAUCUCGAACGCUUUGAUGUUAUUACUCACGAACUCGACGACAGUAUGUUGGAUGAAGCUCAUCGUCUCACACGCCAGCGUGCAUUCCUCCGAGGCGAGGCGCGCAAAUACGUCGAUGAUUGGGCAAGGUCAUCGUGCCUCGAACUUUGCACGCAGAUGCAAGCACGACUGCCCCGCGAGCUACGGAAUCUUGUCUAUGCACAUCUGUGGAAACAAAACGAGUACUUCAGCGUCGCCCUCGACAAGCUUUCAGAGUGGUUCGAUACACACGUCCUAGAUGUUACCUUCUUGGGUCAAAAAACCCUCGUCGAGUUGGCAGAAGAAUGGUAUCACAACUGUGUAUUUGGCUUGGACCAUUAUUCUGAUAUGGUUAAUUUCCUCGAAUCCGCAAAAGACUUCUGGGGCUUGCCUGAUCUUGAUCUGACUCUUCAUGUACGCAAAGUCAGCGUUCCUGCCCAACCUUCAUUCGCAUUCGAUGGGCUAGUGUUGCUACCGAGGCGUUGGGAAAUGGUGGUCAAGCUGCAGAAACUGGCUACGCUCACGAUCGAUGUGGGACAUAGCGGAUGGCUUUCUGGGAUGUGGUUUGAGGUUGAUCGAUUAUUGAAGGAGCUUUUCCCCGUGUUGAAAGUCUUGAUUGGUGCUGGUGUCAAGGUUACCAUUUGCGAUGAUUCUUCCAGCAAACGUGUUGGCACGGAACAUCUCGAUAUCGAGUCCUGGGAUAAAUUGGUCGAAUAA
Molecule: messenger RNA, 3486 nt
Organism: Alternaria atra
Lineage: Eukaryota; Fungi; Ascomycota; Dothideomycetes; Pleosporales; Pleosporaceae
Exons: 3
Coding region: 1-3486 (1161 amino acids)
Molecular function (GO): protein binding; protein-containing complex binding
Source: RefSeq, a predicted model, not a curated record